Molecule: messenger RNA, 1487 nt
Organism: Schistosoma turkestanicum
Lineage: Eukaryota; Metazoa; Platyhelminthes; Trematoda; Strigeidida; Schistosomatidae
Source: the annotation of a GenBank genome assembly
UCGUCCUCCAUUUUCUAGAGGGACUAUAAGUGAUACCAUGUCCCCCCAUGACUUGUGAUGUACUCCAUAUUCAGAAUGGAAGGAACGGGUGACUAGCUAAUCACUUCAUAUAGUGUUGAAAUUAUCGCUUCCAUAUCGAAACUGAAACUGAACUACCCCGCUAGUUUUGACCUUAUCCAUCGUUCUCGCUCACUUUUUGAAGAUGCUUAGUGAUCGUCUUUUAAAUCUGGAUGGAUGACUUGACCAAUGAGGAGCUUCAAAAAUGGUUAAAGUUUCCGAACCAACUUGAUCCUGAGAUUUGCAAACCGUACUCUAUAUAUCGUGGCCUUUUCUAUAGUGAAAACAUAUGUAAUUUUGUCAUGAAUUUGUGCAGACAGUUAAACGCCCCUGACGAAGUCGCUUUCAAAACCAUUGAGAUGUUUGACAGAUUUUUACUCUUGCAUUUUACAGAUACGUCGUUCGAAGAGUGGAUAACUAAUUUCGAUCAGCCUUCCAUACCAAUGAAGAGAAAAAUAUUACUUUUCCUUAUCACUGUUCUGCAAGUGGUCACAAAGUUAUCCUAUAGACACAAAAUUCUCAAAACAGCGGAUGCAGAGAGAGUCAUGCUCAAAUUAGGCCAUCCAUUUUCCAAAAGUGAAAUCGUAAUUGCUGAGUUGUGUAUACUUGACACUUUGCAAGACUCUCUUUUGUACAGAACUCUGGAGGAAUAUGUAGAGUUUCUUGCAGUUUUUUUUAUUAACAAGGAUAAGGAUGUACUUUUUUCACUGAAAAAUGAGGUGAUGUUUUAUGUCUACGGUAAAUACACUUAUCUGAACGCAGAGCUGAAGAAACAUCAACUUCUUUCUAGUUCAUCUACCGAUACACUUAUUCUUCUUAGCUCAGCAGUAUUGUUUUCAUGUUUAAUAUUAAAUAAUCAUGGUAACAAAAUCAAGUUUCUACUUUCAGGCGUCAAAUCACUGGGGUUUGUGAACGAACAAGAUAUCCUGAAAGCAACGUUUAUUCUGUUAGGAUCAAUAUAGGCUUUCACUGAUCAUCUUUCAUUCCCAGGUAUUAAGCCUAGACCUAUCAUUCAUGGUGCUUCCAAACCCCACCUUUACGGUCUAAAACUUCUUUCCAGUAUCAUCCACCUAUUUUUAAAACCAAUUUUACCAGUUGUUUUCGUGUGCUUGGUAGUUCAUGAUUGAUCAUUAUCUGGAACUAACCGUUUUCCAAUACUAAGUGUUGAUUUUUGUUCGUAUGUCCAUCAGUCUCCACCUUUAAAAAAGUUUGAAUGUAAACUAAGCUCUUCUUGCCUUUGAAAAGAACAUAGUUAUUUCAGUGAAGUACUUUUGAACAUAAAAUGUAUUGUGUAUAUAAUUAUAAUUAUGAACUCGGUCAUUUAACCUUUUCCUUUUUUUUUUCUUUAGACCAUUUUUAUUUGCUGCUUGUGAUGCUUCAAUAAAUGCAAAAACUUCAUGUAACUUUUAUAAUAAAUUAGUUGGUUCAUA